AUGGCCGCUUAUAUGGGAAAGUUCUCGUUAAGAAAGCUUUGUAAGCCACUAGAUGGUCUAACAAGGGAUUCUGUAUUCAACGACUUAUAUGCAUAUCUCUAUGGUACAACAGAUAGGAGCAAGAUAGAUCGUUAUCUUAGAGAAUUAGACACAUAUUCGGGAUUCUGCAUAACGAAAUGGCUGGAAGAAACAGUUGCAAUCAAAUGUUACGACUGUGAAUAUGAUAGUACAUGUGCUAUAUGCUUGGAAUGCUUUUUCGAGUCGAAUCACAGUGGUCAUGAGUAUCGGUUGACAAGAACUUCUGGAGGUUGCUGUGAUUGUGGAGAUAUAAGUUCAUGGGAUUCCAAGGGAUCCUGCUCAAAACACACUAAUGUGGAAGGUAAAUGGAAUGAAAACGAUAUACUUGAAUCUUUUCAUCUCCCAUUUCUGGAUCGCUUCAAACAGUUGACAGUGCAAAUUAUGGAAUAUCUAACAAACCAUAUAAAAAAUCCUGAGCUAAACGAUGAAUUCUAUGCACAUGUCUUCUUGGCGUUUCUGAAUGAGCUGGCAAAAACUACAGCUGCAUUCAGAUAUGCUCUACACUUGUAUUUACCAAAAGAAACCCUAAAAGACUGGCUCAUACAUCAUCAAGGUCUAGCUGAUGAUUUUCAAAGGGGAUUCAGUACUCUUUACCUUACACUUUUGACAUCUCCAUCAUUCAAACAAAAAUUUGCCGAUGUAUUCGCAUCAAUUUAUGACCAAAUUGUUGAACCACUGCAUGACCCUCCGGAAGAUUGGCACUUGGGGAAUUUGUCCGUUCAAAUAUUCACUUAUUAUGAUAUUGCACUCAGACUGGUUAAAGAAUCGUUUAUGGAUAUAUGUCUAAAGCAAAUAAUGGACACAAAUCUAAUUGAUAAACGUCUUUCUACAGUACAAUUCAACCGCUUUGAUCGACCAAAACUCAGUUUCUACAUUCGGAUUAUAACCGACUUCACUUACCUUGUUAAUCAUCAUGCGGUUUGUGAAUUAAUAUUAUCCAAUGAAAAUCUUCAACUGACAAUAUUUAACCUCUUAAUGUUUUACAACAAUAUGAAUUUGAUUGAAAGAGAGGACAAAGAACAUGUUUCCUUCGAAAACUCGGGCUUUCCGCUUGCUUUCACUAUAGAACAUACCUUACACUCGUGCCUCAUGCAAUUUUCAGAUUAUUGCAAAGGGCUACCAUCCUCUGAAAGGCCAAGAGUCAUUUCCUUUUACAAAAACUUGAAUAAAUUUAUCUUGGAUAGCUUGGAAACUUUGAAAAAUUUUGGUAACAAAAGGUUCUGCAGGAGUUUUCACAUUCCUAUCGUCAGAUUCUUCGCCUAUAUGUUGGAUUUUAACCAUGUUAGAGAAGAAGCAAAAAAAUUUGUUCCAUCAUUAUUCGAUAAAAGCUCGACAAGAGUCUCCGAAGAAAAUUUCCUAAAGCUGAAAAAUGCAGAAAUAUUCAAUAUUUUUGAUACGAAAGUUUUGGAUUUUGUAUUAAUAUCUAGUAUGAAUACAAUAAGAUUUGCAAUGGAAGUGAAACACAACCUUUGGAUUUAUAAUGGUGAAUCAAUGCACGACCAACGAAGUAACUAUUUUGAGCUUCUUUUCCACUCAUUUGAUAUUGUAUCUGUCCAAAUUUCCCUUAUCCUAUUAUCAGUGAAACAUAUGAACGAUCCUGAUUUUGAUGUCUUUUCUCUCUUUUUGUCAGAAAAUUUUGGUUCAAGCAUGAAAACCACACAAAAUUUGGAGGUAGAUACCCAUUCCCAUACUUUAGAAUCAAAGGAUAAAAUGAGUGAAAGGAACUUAGUACCACCUGGAGACGGUCAUUUCAACGUUGCUUUUUUUUGUUAUUUUAUGAAUGUUGUAGUAACUGACAUCAAACAUGUAGAGAUAUUAUCUAUUCCGAGAAAAGUAUUAAAGGAAGAAUAUAUUAGACGUGGUUACUCUCUGAUGAAAAUGGAUGUUGUAAAUAUACUAUCUUCUGGCAACACUGAAUUUACAGAUGUUGUAUAUGAAACUAAAAAAUAUUGGAAACAUCAUCCAAAAUUGGUUGAAUCUAUCGAAGAUGUCGCAUCCAUAAACUAUUCUAAAGUAUCCGAUAAGACAUAUGUAAGGCUAAAAUCGGAAUCAUAUAAAAUUAUCGAUGUAUUGUGGAACCCGCAUUCUCCAAAAAUACAUUCUAUUACUACCGAAGCUCUGAACCACGACAUUAGUCUGUUUGGAAGCAAUUCAACUGAAAUGUCAAAAGAAUAUUUGGAAACUCAAACCUUGUUACUCCAUAAUUCAAGUGGAUAUUACUGUUAUGCUUUUAUAAUAUCGUUAUUUACCAACAUUUGUAGAAAAAAUUAUCUUAAAAAUGGCAAUAAUAUGCAAUUUCCUACACUCAUAGAUGUUGUAAAAAAUCGUGUUCCAUCUGAUAUUUCUAAAACUUCAUUUUCGGAUGUUCCAAUUGUUAUUCUUGAAAACAAAUGGAAUGAAUCUGUUCUAUACUGCCUAAAAGUCCUAGGAUUAAUGAUACAGGAGCUUGAUCCACCCAAUAAGUCAGCUGCCAAAAGCUUAGUUCGUAUACUAGAAGAUUUACACGAUCUAAUUUCUGACAAAAUUAUAAAAACUGCAAUAACGUUUAUAGUUAAUAAACUUGGAAGUAUCUUCCAAUUUGACGAUUUAAAACGGAAAACUGCAGAUAUCACCAACGAAACUGAUACUGUUGAUGUUAAAUCAAUACAAACAAAAUAUUUGCAGAGGAUGUUCACAAAACAAAAGACAUUUAUUGAGAACACAAAAUUGGAGGUGGAAGACAACAAGACAAAACCUUGUUGUAUUCUCUGUAAACAAAUAAUGAAAGAGUCUGAGUGUAUAUCGUACUUCUGUUUCAUUUCCGUAACAAAUGUGUUACGUAGAUGUGUGUCAUCUUGUUCAAUUUUGGAUCAAGAAUCUAAUGUUAAUGCAAAACUGUCAUUUCCACUCACUUCGACAGUAAUAACAACAUGUGGACAUACUGCACAUACAAAAUGUAUUUACUCUCAUAGGGAUGCUCAACCAGAUACUCAAAAUUUCUCAGCCAUUGGAAUUAAAAAAACACCAGAAGAAUUUUUUUGUCCAAUUUGCAAAUUUUUGUGUAACUUUACUCUGAAAUAUAUUCACAUACCGGAGAAUUUGAAUCGUUCGUUUUGUAAAUCUAAUAAUGUAACACUCUUCAAUACUCAUAAUGUGGAAUGCUUCAAAAUAGGGUGCGAAGCACGCUCAAUUGACAUGCAAAUAGCUCAUGUUGCAAUUCACAGGAACAACGAUCUUGUAGCUUAUGCAUACAUGACAUCUUGGAGAUACCCUUACACUACUUAUUGGAUCCCUUCCCCUAUAUUUGCUAGAUAUGAAUGUCUUCCUCACAUAGUCUAUGCUCUUACACUAGUCGCACAGGAGGAUAUUAUGGACCUAGAUUUUAGUGUGCAACCAAAAAAUAUAGUUGAAGACCUGGGUUUUGAUUGUGAGGAUGGAAGCAUUGACAAUAUUAAGUGUGGAAAGUGCAAAGGAUCUGGCGGGCUAUCUUCCGAACCCAGACGUCUAUGCAGUGCGGUAUCCACAAAAGAUAAUGAAAAUACCAUAUUAAAUAUAUUUAAUGUGACAUCUCAAAAUAAAGGGGUGCUGGUAGACAGAUUGUACAAUUAUUUUUUAGAGAACUGGGAAACCUACAAAAAUACCCGUGUAGCCAAAAUACUUGGUAUAAAAUCUUCAGCUACUGACUUUGAAGCCAUUCCAAAAUCACUUUUAACGUCAUAUUGUAAGUCAAUUUUUAGCUCUUUUAGGACUUUCUUUGGUGUUCAAAACUGGAGACAUGCAAAUGCUGGAGUAAGAGUUGAUACUAAAGUUUGGCUAAUUUACAACGAACUUCUUAGAACAUGCUCUUUAAAUCGAAAUACAUUGAACCUUCCUGAUUCACUGUUUUCUCAACUUGUGAGAAACACGUACUUUGAUCAACUUCGUGCAUGUCCAGAAUAUAAAAAGUUUUCAACAGAUGAUAUCUGGAAUCGAAAAAUUGUUGUUGAUACAACGUAUUUUGAUGCGCCAUCCUUGGAUAUUCAAUUUCCUGGUCUGGAAUGUCUUGCUGCACAGAAAAAUAAUGGCAAAACGGACAAGCUACGCGUAUUUUUGGAAUCAUUAGACAAGAAUGAGCUGAAAGUUAUGAUGAUGUUACUACAUAUAGAAAUACCUGAGGAAUCAGAUGAUGUCAAUCUUCCGGAUGAAUACAGUGAUCUUGAUUGUUUUAAUAAAUAUGAAAAUGAUAGUUGUUCUGAAGACGAUAUGCCUAUUCAAUCUCCAUCGUUUUAUUUGAAAAAAAUUAGAGAUGGAAAAUUGGAUGGCAACCAAGUAUACGAAAUGUUUGGUUACUGUCUUCCUCCUAACCCUUGGUCCCUUGACUAUAUUCGUGAAUUUUUAGUGUUCUUUUUGUCCAAUAAAAAUGCUACGAUUACUGAUAUUUUGGAACAGUUGUACUACUUUAUCACCGUAGCUGCACUUCAAAUAUUCAACAAAUAUAUAAUUUCUCUAAUUAGGACGAGGUAUUUGGAAUUUGUUAAGGAAUUUUCCGAUGAAACAAGGAGAAAGAUUGAUUUUUUAAAUUCUUUGAAAUCCAAAUAUUUUGAGAGCUUUUUUGAAUCUGGCGGCUUUCCAAUAGAUACGAUGGAACAUAUACCGUGGAUGGAUUUUGAAAAGAAUAGAGAUGAUUUCAAAAGAUUCAAUGGUUAUAAAGGAGAUGAAAACGCAAAAAGAACCUUGUAUAACACACAAGAAUCUGGAAGGUUAAGUUCUAGAUUGUCUGAAGUCAUAUCAUUCGUUUCUACCAUGCAAAAUGCACAUGAUAAUAUUGUUUCGGCAUUUACCGAAGAGAUACCAACCAAAGAAGGAUCCUUUGGGGAUAAAAUAGAUGUAGAUUCCUUCCUAGUUAGGCAAAUACAAAGACUUAUGGAAGUAAGAGAACUACAUACAACUCCACCUAACAAGUACAAGGACAUUUUGAUUGCCAUAAAUGAUAUAGUAAAUAAGAAAUUUUCUGCAGAACGUACACGAGAUUACAUUUUUAAGUCUAAAUAUGGAUAUGGUGAAAUAGAGGGAGUUGUUAGCGAAACUGCACAAUUUAAGUCAUCCGUAACAAGUAGUAUUCAACCAUAUAAAUUCACCGACUUUGUAAAAAGGCUGAACUUCUGGCUCUACCGUAAUCAUUCAAAUGUUGCAUUCUUUGAAACAAUUAGAUUUCACAUGCCAAAAUCUUGGCAUAUUUUAGACCUCAUUAGUACUGAUGUAGUUAACUUUAUUUCGCAAGAUGAUAGUACUGAAAAUGCAGACUUUUUUAAAGAUAUACACUUCUUGUUUGAUGUAGUUGUUAAAGAUUUAUCCAAGCAUGGGUAUCUGCCUGAAAACCACACGUAUGAUUAUGCGUAUUUGAAAAAUAUUCUGGAGGAUUGUUUGAAUUUCUUCAUGGACAUUGCCUUUUGGGCUAUACACAGUAUAUAUCCUAUGCCAAAUGAAUUGUCUACUAAAAUAACAUAUGGUAACCUUCAUAGUAGUCAAGUGCGAUUCCAGAUGUUAUUCGAUGCUCUAGAACUUAACAAAGUCUGUAAUAGAAGGAGAAAUAGGGAAAUAUGGCUGAUGUUGUUCAACGAAGUUUACAAAAAACAGUUGGAUUUAAACCGUACUUGUAAUAUGAAUGUAACUCCACCCAUUAUUUCAAACUAUAGCUUCGUAAAAAUGGAUACAUUCCUAGAGGAAUUGAACUGGGAUCUCUUAAAAUCUGUACAUUAUAGAAAUUGCCCAACUUGUGGGCUAAGACCGUCAAAUCCACUGAUCUGCCUGUUGUGCGGGUCCAUUAUUUGUUCAAACACCGAAUGUUGUCAUCCAAUUCAAGAAUCUUUUACAUCCAGAUUUUAUGCGGAACUGGAUCAAGAUGGAAUCGACUUCAAGGACAGUGAUAUAAUUAACGUUAAUGAUGAAGAAGUGCUGGCACACUCAGCAAUAUGUGGAGGAGGACAAGGGGUAUACGUUUCUCCGUACCACUGCUGUACACUAUACAUUGAUGACAACAGAAAGGGUAUCAUCCCAUCAAUAUACACAGACGAUUACGGAAAUAGUGAUCUGCAUGGGAAAGUAUACGGAAAGGUCUAUCUAUCCAAAACUCGACUGGAAAAUAUUACAAAUACCAUUUGCUCUGGGAGACUAGCGAAUGAGCUCAUAACUCACAGACGGCGAUUAUUUAGUCAUUUGAACUAA
Messenger RNA from Theileria equi strain WA, 6261 nucleotides. RefSeq lists its product as hypothetical. Gene Ontology annotation, biological process: protein ubiquitination; ubiquitin-dependent protein catabolic process via the N-end rule pathway. Lineage: Eukaryota; Apicomplexa; Aconoidasida; Piroplasmida; Theileriidae. Gene Ontology annotation, cellular component: cytoplasm; ubiquitin ligase complex. The transcript is spliced from 6 exons. Gene Ontology annotation, molecular function: zinc ion binding; ubiquitin protein ligase activity. The record is from RefSeq and is a predicted model, not a curated record. Bases 1 to 6261 code for a protein of 2086 amino acids.